This is a messenger RNA of Laccaria bicolor S238N-H82, 1470 nucleotides long. RefSeq lists its product as uncharacterized. The transcript is spliced from 3 exons. Gene Ontology annotation, biological process: regulation of transcription by RNA polymerase II. The record is from RefSeq and is a predicted model, not a curated record. Lineage: Eukaryota; Fungi; Basidiomycota; Agaricomycetes; Agaricales; Hydnangiaceae. Gene Ontology annotation, cellular component: nucleus. The coding region runs from base 1 to 1470 and encodes 489 amino acids. Gene Ontology annotation, molecular function: RNA polymerase II cis-regulatory region sequence-specific DNA binding; DNA-binding transcription factor activity, RNA polymerase II-specific.
AUGGAUCUUUCUUCGCAAGUCAAGCAGGAGGAGUGCUCGCCUACUCUAGCUUGGGGCCUUUAUACCAUAUCUCAGCGAACCCCUUCGCCAGAGUUGGGAACUCCUUCACUAGAGUCGCGUACUCCUUCGCCGAGGUUUGGUCACGCAUCUAGAGAUGCACUUUGUAUGGCAAAGCUUCCCGGACAGUCCUUCGUCUUUCCCGCCUAUCACUACAAUGAAAUUCGUCCCGCAAAAUCCCCUCGUAGAAAGGCGAAAACUGAGCUGACUCCAAAUCAAGGCGAUCCGGCCUCCAGCGCGUCAAACCUCGCGCCUUUUUGUUCAUCUGCUUUAUUAGAAGCAUCCUUACACGUUGCCUCUUCCCCGAAACCUAUAUCUCGACCUCACAUUCCCCGGCCGCCUAAUGCGUUUAUGAUCUUCCGUUCCCAUUUUCUCAAACUCGAUGCCGCGGAUUGCCUUGAUCGUCGUCAACAAAAUCUCAGCCGUCUUGCUGGUACAGCCUGGAACUCGUUAACCUCUGACGAAAAGGCGAAAUGGCACGAAGAGGCUGCGCAGGCGUUACUCAAGCAUCAACAAGAGUAUCCCAACUACAAAUUUACACCGGCACCUCGGGGCUCACGUCGUGCGAAAAACACGAUACGAGUCAAAUGCGAAGACUCUGAAAAGGGAGAAUACCGAGACGUUCGAGACAAGUACAUGGGUAUACCGGGAGUCUCUGAGAUGCACCGACGACAAAGGAAUGUUAAACGCGAACACCGUGUUGAGUUCUCAACGAGAAUCGCCCCACAUCAACUCACCGGCCAUUCUUCCCAAGCUCAAUUUUCACCCGCUCUCCCCUGUUCUGCGUCCGACGACUCCCCUGCGUUACCCCCUUGUUUUCCACAGGUCUCCUACCCUCAUAUUAUUGUUCCACGCCGGCCGUCCACUUCACUUGGGUUCUCUUCGUCCACUUCCAUACGGGAUAAAUUUUACCGUGGCACCCACCACAAACGAAGCCUCACACGUCCGUCGUCCGCAGCGUCAUCUAACAACGCUUUAUCCGGAGCCCUUUAUGACCUUGAUAUCGCUUCAGCAUCUUCCGGCCUUGAAACCGUCUCGUUGCCAUCUACCCCACUAUCUUCUCCCGUUGGGCAAUUUUCCAACCCUUGGACAACUUACAACGUUAACAAUCAGGGGGCUUAUCGGCGGCAACCUGACGUGAGUGUGGGACCAACAGAAAUCGGGGAGCCGUUCAUGGCUACCCCAAGUCCUUUCCAACAAAUAAAUCAUCAGUCCAUCGUUAAUGACGCUUUCCUCGAUUACUAUCCCUCUCACGAAGAACAAUGCAAACUCCACAUUCCCAUGGACAACGCAGGUUUAUCAGCAUACAACCCGCCUAGCAAUUUCGAACCCUCCCAAUGGACCUUUACGAAUGGGCUCGGAGAUGGCUCCAACUUCCUUUGUAGUAUGCCGGUUGGAACAUAUACUCCAUGA